GAUUACUUGGUGCAAAAAAAAAAAAAUUCCUUUUAAUAAAAGAGAGAUUCCGGCUAACGGAAAAUUGACGAAGUGCUCGCUGCUCGCAAGGCAAAUUUUAUCUCUGCUCGUGCUCGCAAAAAUUAACGCACUGCUCGCAGGCUCGCAAAUUCUCGCAAAGACCAGGGCACUACGCACGCCAUCCAUUGGAACCUCUUCCCCAGGCCCUCUCGUUGGUACCGUUGCGUAUUCACAUUUUAUGGUCCAGCGGUUUUCCGUGGAAAAGUGAAAAAAGAUGGCGAAGCUGCGUAACGUUUUGUGUGGUUUGCUCCAAUCAAGACGGUAUUACGCUCGGUUGUCAGAAAUUGGACGUUUUCAAGACCCAAAAACAGGCGGAAAAUAUGAACCAGGACAGCUUUUUCUUCACAGAAUAUUUGGUUACAGAGGAGUGAUUCUUUUUACUUGGACAGCAAGAGUGUAUGAUAGAGACAAAGAAACAAGAGAGAAUGAAAAAUCCUUUGACGAGAAUGGAUCAUACAAUCCUGGGAAGGAGAUAAAGGCAGAAACACAGACAUAUUAUCAGGGCCUGAUUGACAACAGAGAUUCUCCAUUCGUUAGAGCUCAACCAGAGAUUGUGACGUUCCUUGGAUAUGAAAGUGACAAUGCACUUUACUCUAUACCAGGGCUGGAUUACAUCUCCCAGGAGGACGUCCUUCCUUACAUGGUUUCCGAUGCAUUUUCACGUCCAAUCCAUCAUGAACUGUUUGAUCGAUUCUUGUAUCCUGAACCUGGAAGAGUGCCAUCUUUCGCCCCUCGAGAAGCUCUACAAUCUUGGCAGGAGAAGAACCAUAAGUGGUUAGAACUGACAGAUGUACACAGAGAAACUACUAACAAUAUAAGGAUUACUGUUAUGCCAUUCUACAUGGGAGUAAAGAACACCCUUCCAACACAAGACUAUUGGUGGCGUUACUGCAUCAGAAUUGAAAAUCUCGGUCAGGAGACAGUGCAGCUUCGUGAGAGACACUGGAGAAUAUUCAGCCUGUCAGGCACAUUAGAGACUGUCAGAGGGAGGGGUGUGGCUGGACAGGAACCUAUUCUAUCACCACAACAACCCGCUUUCCAGUACAGCAGCCACCUUUCAUUACAAGCGCCCAGUGGAAACAUGUGGGGUAAAUAUCGAUUCGAACGAUCUGAUGGCAGUACAUUCGAAACACCAAUCCCUCCAUUUGCACUGGACAGCAGAGAGGAAGAUACGCCAGAUUCUUCAGGAAAGACUUAAAAAACAGAUUUGCACCUGAUAUAUAGAUACCUGUUUGUGCGUCUGAUUUUCAAUUGGAACAACAUACACGUACAAUUCCAGCUAGCAGAAGCAUGUACUUCUACAAGCACUAAAUGUGGAAGAAUUUAAAGGCGGAGUGUUCUGUUCGCAGUUAGAAUCUGCAAAUGACAAAGAAUGAACCUGGUUAGAAAUUUCAGCAUUUAGAGACUGUGAAUCUUGUUAGAUAAGAGGCGGUUUAUUUUUUAAGCCUGAAAUCCGUAAAAUGCGAGAUAAAGGCUUAUAUCGACUUUGGUUUAAAUCUGCCAGCGCUCUGUCACGAAUGCCGUUCUCUAAUUGGCUACGUUACUCACUCUCUAUUCUGUUGUAAAUAGUCUGCCCUUGUUAACAAACUGGCGGCGGCCUCUUCGCGUUUGCGAAGUAUCCGUGAAGAGGAUUUAGAUAAAGCUUUGAACGACUAGUAAAUUUAUUCUAAAACAAUUAGAUUAUUCGCUCUCGAU
Molecule: messenger RNA, 1755 nt
Organism: Orbicella faveolata
Lineage: Eukaryota; Metazoa; Cnidaria; Anthozoa; Scleractinia; Merulinidae
Product: polymerase delta-interacting protein 2-like
Biological process (GO): error-free translesion synthesis
Cellular component (GO): nucleus; mitochondrial nucleoid
Molecular function (GO): DNA binding
Source: RefSeq, a predicted model, not a curated record